AUGGUGGGAACAGGCUCAAAGGCGAAGCCUGUCAGGCGCCUGAAAACAGGCACCGAAACCACUAAAAAUCACCGAUUCGAGGGUUUCUCAUCACGCAUCUCGAAGCUCAAAAUCGACCCGAUUCACCGCGUGCGCCGGGACAGUUUUGGCGAAGAUGAAGACGAAACAUCCUCGUAUUUCCGGUCGGCUCUCGAUCAUUGGUUUGAAAUGAACCUUUCAGACAGUUUUACAACAUUCGUACGGCGUGUCAACCCUCUGUCCGAGAGCUUUGCGCAAGUCCUAUACCACGAAGAAAAGAUUAUGGAACUUUUGGUGGAAUUCAUUGAGAAGAGAGAGCAGAUCUCUAUGGAACCGCUGUUGAGUCUGCUUGCACAAUUCGCUCGGGAUUUGGGAGUCAAGUUCGAAAAGCAUUUCGCUACGGCGGUGACACUGGUGUCAUCCGUUGCGGCCACACACCCAAACAUUGAGGUCGUUGAGUGGAGUUUCACUUGCCUGGCAUGGAUUUUCAAGUUCCUCUCUCGAUUAUUGGUGCCAGAUCUACGACAGUUGCUCGGUAUCAUGGCCCCAUAUCUCGGCAAAGAGCGACAAAAACCGUUUGUGGCAAGGUUCGCCGCCGAGUCGAUGUCGUUCCUCAUCCGAAAGGCCGGGCUCACAUACUACAAGAAUCCAGCACCUCUCGAGAUUGCCAUAUCAUUCUUGUUUGACGACAUUUCGAAAACCGCCGAGGACAACAAAGACACCGAGAGCUACAGAGGAGGACUGAUGAACAUGUUCUCCGAUGCCAUCCGGGGAGUCAACAAUGGACUACACUCCAAUGGUAUGGACAUCCUCCACUGCAUUCUGCGUCAGAUCCCGCCGACCAGCGAACACCGCAACGAUCCCGCAGAAGUUGUAUGCGGUUUGAUGGUCAGUCUCGUUCACGCCACAACCCCCGAAACAUUCGGCCCGAUUCUCGACACAGUCCAAGCCUAUAUCGAAGAGCGCUCAAAAUCUACUACCCCGAACCCUAAUCUCACAGAGUGCUGCCGUAUAAUGUUCCUUCUUGUAACAACCCGUAAGGGUGUCAGAAUUCAAAACUGGAAGAUCGUCCAUCAGAUCCAAAUCUCUCUGCUUCAGCAGGUUUCGGUAUCCGAUGUAUCCCCAGAAACGACAUCAAAGCUUCUUACAAGCGUUGCAUAUUCCCUGCAACAGUCCCCAAUGGACGAGCUGCUCCCAUCUCUCCGCACCAUCGUGGACCUGGUGUCCACUGGUGCGCUUUCAAAAUAUUUCUUAUUCUUUUGUACAACAUUUUCAGAGUGGGGAUCCGAGAGAUUCCAGAGCUUGCUUCUUUCGCCUUUCCAAAAGUUCAUUAACUCAUCAUGGCAAAAGUCGGAGCGGGAGACCUGCUUCACCCUGCUCCGUCUGCACCAGGCUGGCUGCAUCACCCCCGAAACCUCGCAGCCCGGCUACAUCUCCUGCCCGGAUACUUUCAAGUCCCGCAUUAAUGAUUCUUUGGAGUACCCUGCAAAGGACGAGGCCUUCUUGAACGCAUUGGUGAAACUUCCUACCGCUAUAUCAUUGUUCGCAGACAAUGCUACCAUGUUGAACAUGGUUUCCAAGUUGCAUAGUAACCUUUUGUCGGCCUUCAAAGAUGGUGCCGCUGAAGGCAAUAAUGACCAGACCAAGGGCCUCAUGUUCUUCCUUGGUCAAGGAUUCAAAACAUAUGUCAAACUCGCCAACAGAGUUGACAAGCUUGACUCAAAACUCUUGCAGCCCAUCAUCGCUACUGCUACACGAUUCUCCCGUCUGCCUGUCUUCUUAGAGGGCGCGCUUACUUUCAUCACAUCCCUCCCAGAGUCCGCGGAUCUGGAACACCCCGCCCUGGAAGCCUUUGCUCAGGAUUUAAUCGUGAACCUGGCCAGCCCAUCGCACAGGCUCAGGCUUGUGUCUCUUCAGAUCCUACGCGAGCUGGUUGUUCGCAUUGCCAAGGAAGAUCCCACGCCUGUGGAAUUGGCCAUCGAAAUCGAAGAAAGCCCACUGACCAUGGACAGCGUGAGGACUAUCUCCAUGCAUAUUCGAAAGCUCGCCCUUACCUACCCUCAAAUCUCCGACCGUAGAUGGAUGGCCACCUUAGUUCCUUACUUCUGCUUCGGUUUGUUCUCAAAAAAACUGGCUCCGUUGUGGGACGACUCCGCUGCAACUCUGAAGGCUAUUAGCGAACACCCGGCGGGCGAGAAGAUCGUGUCCGACCUGUCAAUUCAAUGGCUGCAAGAGCGGGACUCCGAGGUGCUCAACGAAGCUGUACCGGAAGAUGACGAAAGCUCUUUCGUCAACAGCCAUUUCCAGUGCUACAAUGUCGCGAAGGUUGAAAAGAUUCUCGCCGCGAAUGCUAGGAACACGGAAGAUCCCCAAGCUGUCUUGUCUCAACAAUUCAAGCAAGAUCAUGCCGUUGCCCAAAUUCUUCCCGCCACUCCGCGAACCCAUGCCCUCCGUGUAUUGAACGCCGUCCCAGGAGUUGCCGAGAAGCGUUCGCCUGGCGAGGCGAAGGAUGAGGAUGCCGAGGAUGCUGCCGAGGAUGUUGAUAUGAGCGAUGCGCAGGUUCGCUGGGGCUUCCGAGACAGAUUGUCUAUGCUUUCUUUGUUCGCGCGAUUCCUCAACCCUGUUGUGUUGUUCAAGGCCCCCGAGGUUCACACGGCAGUCUUAGGACUUUUGUGUCACGGUAAUUCCGACCUACAGAGACAUGCCCUCAAGGUUCUUUUCACCUGGAAAGAUCCCAAUGUGCUCCCGUAUCAGGAGAACCUGCUUAAUCUCCUGGAUGAAUCUAGAUUCAAGGAUGAGCUUUCUGUGUUUGUGAAUGUUGGUAGUGAAGAGAGUUUGAUCAAAUCCGAGCACCGAGACACCCUCCUUCCUGUGCUCUUGCGACUCUUGUACGGACGAAUGAUCUCCAAGGCUGGCUCAGCCGCCGCAGGCCAAGCUGGCAGACGCAAGACCAUUCUUCGCACUAUCUCGCAUCUCUCAGAGCAUGACUUUGGGCUGUUCAUUCAACUCGCAUUUGGUCCUCUUGCAGGUGUGCGCCCCGUCAAGGACAACAAUGAUCUUGACCCAAGUGUCUACGACCAAGAUCUGACAAGUCCUAAGAGACAGUUGGGUCUACUCAAGUUGAUUGACUCUGUCUUUGAAUCCCUUCAAACCCGCAUGACCAAGUUUGCGCCGCAAACCAUGGACGUUGUUGUUUACUGUCUGGUGCGAGCAUGCCGGGCCAUCUCCAACGAGAGUACAGAUGAGCGUCACUUGGCUGUGUUCCAAAGCAUCCGUCAGACAUGUAUCAAAUGUCUCAACCUGGUAUUCUCGAUCGUCUCUGACCGAGACUGGACCCCCUAUGUCCGUAUAAUCUUCAAAGAGAUGAUCGACAGCAGAAUGGACCAAUUCCCUAUUGAGACCGCCCAGGGUGUUUCAGGGCUUUUGCGCUUGUUCCAUACUUGGGCCUCCUUCCCCAGGUCCACAUUCUACUUGGUGCAACACAAUGACAAGGUAUUGACUAAGGUCAUCGAUUGUCUCGCAGUUGAAUCCGCACGCGAUGAAGUCAAGACCUAUGUCUUGGAUGAAAUCAUUGUGCCCCUGGUUGCCCAUUCUACUGGGAAACCCCUGCAAGAAAGCGAAGAGAUGCCUGACUUCCCAGCCGAGCAAAUCAAGACCGAGGUCCUCUCUCCCUACUUGGAGCACGCUCUAUUCCACCUCGGGCGCCUUCUCAAGAGAGGUCCAUCAAAGCCCGUUCUCUAUUCAGGAGUCAAUGCCCUUUCGUUGGUGGCCCCCUGUGUCGAGUCCUCUAAAGAGACCGCCAGCCUCAUCAGCAUUACGACAUAUAUGCUUCGGCAACCCCCAGACCGUGUUAGCCCAAGAACCAAAUCUGGUUUGUUGAAGAUUCUUGAGCACUUCUUGCCCCUGUGGGACCCCAAGGAAGAUGCCGAGCUUGCUCAGCAGGUGUUCGACGCAGUUUGCUCGAUGUUUGAUUAUUUCAAAGAUGAUUCGAACAGAGAGGUGCUGUCCAGAGUCUUCGCCGCUUUUGCUACUCAUGAUGAGCAGCUUAAGGAAGUGGCUGAGCUUUGUGCAGACUUGAACUCUCGCUCGUUCAAGAGACUUGAGCCCGAUUACGAGAGACGUUUGAAUGCUUUCAGAAAGAUCACUGACGAGCUGUCCCAAAUUUUAACUGCGAAGCAAUGGAGGCCUCUUCUCUACAACAUGCUCUUCCAUGUCAGGGAUGAAGAUGAGCUCUCUGUCCGAUCCAGCGCCUCUUUCGGUCUGAGGCGGUUCAUUGACAGAACCUGCACUGAACCAGACGCUGAGUUCGAGGCCCUGAUCAACGACGUUCUGUUCCCAUCUUUGCAGUACGGUAUCCGUCAGAAGUCCGAACUGAUUCGCUCGGAAGUCGUCGCUGUUAUUGGCUACUUUGUUAAGCUCAAUCCCACCAGACCCUCUGUGCAAGACAUGCAUGUCCUCCUGGUUGGCGAUGACGAGGAAGCUUCUUUCUUCACCAACAUUCUUCAUAUUCAGCAGCAUCGUCGUCAACGUGCUUUGCGCCGUCUGGCUGGAGAUGCCGCUCAAGGUAGCAUUCAAGCAUCAAACCUGGGCUCCAUUUUCAUUCCCCUGAUUGAGCAUUUCGUGUUCGAGGAUGCCGCUGAUGAAAAUGCUCACAACCUAAUCGCCGAAGGUGUUGCGACCCUCGGGGCCCUUUCAGAAUGGCUGGAAUGGGGUCAGUUCCGCGCCAACUUCCGGAGAUACCGUAGCUACAUGGCGAGCAAGCCUGAAAAGGAGAAGAACAUUCUCAGAUUGCUCGGUCGCAUGUCGGAUGCUCUUUCCAGUGCAAUGAAGCGAAAGAAGGCGACGAUGGCCCAUACCGAUGGCCAAACCGAUGCCGACGAUGACAAGAUGGAAAUUAUUGAGCAGCCCAUGUGCACACUCGCAAAAUCCGUUCCCUCUCUUGCAAAAGUUGCGACGGAAUUGACCACCAAUUUCAUUCCUUUCCUAACCAAGUACAUCCACCACAAGCAGGAGAAGGAGAUGAGUCUGCGUCUCCCUGCUUCGAUCACCACCGUCAAGCUCCUCAUGAUUCUUCCCGAGGAGGAGCUGGCUAUCCGUUUGCCACCUGUCUUACAAGAUGUCUGCACUACUCUCAAGAGUAAAGCACAGGAUUCUCGCGAUACAGCGCGGAAGACACUCAAUGAACUUUCACUUCUUCUGGGUCCUGUCUAUUUCGGCUACAUCCUUAAGGAACUCCGUACCGUCCUAGCGCGCGGUUACCAACUUCACGUUCUCUCAUUCACUGUCCACUCCAUGCUUGUGUAUACCACCGAUCACUUCAAACAAGGAGAUCUGGACUAUUGUUUGAAAGACCUGGUUGCUGUCGUCAUGGAUGACACCUUCGGCACAGUCGGCCAAGAGAAGGACGCCGAAGGAUACACCAGCAAGAUGGUCGAGGUGAAGAGCAGCAAGAGUUACGACUCUAUGGAACUACUCGCGAAGAUUUCCACCAUCGGCCAAUUGUCAAACUUGAUCAAACCUUUGCAGGCCCUACUAGGAGAAAAGCUGAACUCCAGCCUCGUCAAGAAGCUCGAUGAGCUUAUGCGACGAAUUGGAAUUGGAUUGUUGAGAAACCCCGAUGCAGAAAGCCGUGAUCUGUUGGUCUUCUGUUACGAAGUCAUCAAGGAGUCAUACCGGGCAAAUGCCCCAGAGGAGGCCCAGGCCGCCCCCAAGUCCAGAUCCGAGGAACGAUUCUUGGUCAGGUUGCAAGGAGCCAAGCGAGGUGAUAAGAGGGGUACAACCUCCUCCCACGUCUACAAGCUCACCCGGUUCUCGCUGGAUGUGCUCCGUGCGAUCCUCAACAAGUUCAAUUCGUUGUUGACGGCUUCUAACUUAUCUGGAUUCAUUCCCAUCAUCGGCGAUUCGCUCGUUCAAGCCCAGGAGGAAGUAAAGGUCUCUGCUCUCCGUCUGCUGUCUACGAUCAUCAAGCUCCCACUCCCUGCGAUUGACGAGAACUCGCAUGUCUAUUUCACCGAAGCAGUCAAGCUUGUUAAAGAGUCUCCCAGCACCAACACUGAGGCAGCCCAGGCAUCCCUGAAGUUGAUUUCCUCCAUGCUGCGUGAGCGCAAGGACACCAAGCUCCGUGACGGCCACCUUGCUUACUUGCUUAAGCGUCUGACAUCCGAUAUCGAAGAGCCAGAUCGCCAGGGUGUGACGUUUAACUUUAUCCGAGCGGUGAUGUCCCGGAAACUCGUCGUGCCGGAAAUGUAUGAGCUGAUGGAUCACAUCGCGACCAUGAUGGUUACCAACCAGACUCGGUCUGCCCGUGAUCUUGCCCGAGGCACCUACGUCCAUUUCCUGAUUGAGUACCCGCAGGCGAAGAGCCGAUGGACCAAGCAACUUGCAUUCUUUGCGAAGAACCUGGACUACAAGCAUCAAUCCGGACGGCAGUCUGUUAUGGAGGCAAUGCACACUCUCCUUUCAAAGACUGGCCCAGAAUUGGCCCAGGACAUCAUUAGCACCUUCUUCCUGCCUAUUGUCCUUGCUAUGGCAAACGACGAGUCGCCCGAAUGUCGCGAGCUGGCAGGUACUCUGCUAGGAGAGUUCUACAACCGUGCGGAUCGGGAGCAGAUGAAGACCAUCCUCACUCCACUGCGGUCAUGGUUGGAGCAGACGGAUAACAUGGCUCUCUGCAGUAUUGGAUUGCAGGCCAUGCGCAUUUACUUUGAAGCUGAGCAGACCGAGAAAGACAAGCAGGCUCGCUUUGUCAUUGGAAUUCUUCCGGGUCUGAUGCAGCCCGUUCUUGACGAUCAUGAGAAUGGCAAUUGGGAAGCUCUCUACUUCGCCUUGCAGCUCUUCACAAAACUUUGCAAGACCGCCUCCACGCUCGCUCUGAGCCCGGAAUGUGCCUCUAUUUGGGCAUCUGUCCAGGAGUCAUUGUUCUUCCCCCACGCAUGGGUCAAGACCUGCGCCGCCAACCUUAUGGGCUUGUGGAUGGCCGAUCUCGCCAAGACAAAUGCUGCCAUAGGUUACGCUUCUAUUCCCUUAAUUGGAAGCUCUGGUCUCGCAAUGGACAAGCCGGCAAUGCUUCAAAUUCUUCGCGCUGGACUCCGCAGUCUCCGCACCCCGGGUAUCACGGAAGAGCUGGCUAUGCAGAGCGUGCGCAACACCGUCUUCCUUGGACGUUGUUGCUCCCAGAAUGGGCUGGAACUUCCAAGACUAGCAAGCGAGGAUGUCGAAUCCGAGGACGAGGAGGAUGCUGACAGCGACGCUGAGGAGGAGACCAAGGAUGAAGUCAAGGUGGAAUCCAACAGAUCUGCCAUGCACUACAUCUUCAAGCAGAUCUCUUCUCUUCUGCGCCGGGAAACUAUUGGUGGACGAGCACAGGCCCUUAUUCCUAAGACAGCCUCCAUCACACUUCUUGCCGCACUCAUUCGUCAUAUCGAUGUUGACCAGAUCCGUCCUUCUCUCCGUGUCAUCCUUAUUCCCCUGCAGCACCUGACAGAUCCAUCUAUCCCGGCGCCACGCUCGUCGGAUGAGACCUUCCAGAAUACGUACAAGUCCCUUGUGUCCAAUUGUCACGAGGUUUUGGACCUUCUUCAGAAGAAGCUCGGUACUUCGGAGUACGUGGAGCAGAUCUCCAGGGUCCAGGCGGCUAUCAAGGAACGCCGUGAAGGGCGACGGGCUAAGCGUCGUAUUGACGCGGUUGCUGAUCCCGAAAAGUACGGACGUGAGAAGAUGAAGAAGAACGAGCGGAAGAGAGACAAGCGCCGCGAGAAGGGCUUGGAGCACCGUGGAAAGAGACGCGGUUGGUAG
Penicillium soppii is the source of this 7812-nucleotide messenger RNA. RefSeq lists its product as uncharacterized. The transcript has 2 exons. The record is from RefSeq and is a predicted model, not a curated record. Bases 1 to 7812 code for a protein of 2603 amino acids. NCBI's taxonomy places the organism in Eukaryota, Fungi, Ascomycota, Eurotiomycetes, Eurotiales, Aspergillaceae. Gene Ontology annotation, cellular component: small-subunit processome; 90S preribosome; nucleolus.